Loxodonta africana (African savanna elephant) is the source of this 1368-nucleotide messenger RNA. RefSeq names its product olfactory receptor 4S2-like. The coding region runs from base 191 to 1288 and encodes 365 amino acids. The transcript has a single exon. Gene Ontology annotation, molecular function: olfactory receptor activity; G protein-coupled receptor activity. Gene Ontology annotation, cellular component: plasma membrane. The record is from RefSeq and is a predicted model, not a curated record. Gene Ontology annotation, biological process: G protein-coupled receptor signaling pathway. NCBI's taxonomy places the organism in Eukaryota, Metazoa, Chordata, Mammalia, Proboscidea, Elephantidae.
GGGAGAGGAGGAGGGGGAGGGGGAGGGAGGGAAAUGAUUAGGGAAAAACAUUGAAUCCAGUAGAAAGAAAUUCAGGUUCUCUAGAUUCUUGUUUGGAUAAAAGGAACUAUAGGUCUAAGUGGAACAGAAAAUCAAAUGUGAGUCAAUAAUUUGGUAAGAACACUAAUAAUCAGAAAAACAUCUAUUAGCUAUGUUCAAGAAAUAUGAAGAAUUUCCUCUUCUAUAUUUAGCAUCACUUAAGUAUUUUCAUAACAUUGUUCCUGUUAAGCUUUACCAUGCUUAUAAUGGUUUAAACAUGUUUACUUUGGCAGAGAACCAGAGCCAUUCCACUAGUCCUACCUGGGUCCCCAUGGAAGUAGUUAACAAUGUCACUGAGUUUAUAUUCCUGGGACUGUCCCAAGAUCCUGGAAUGCAACUCAUGUUCUUUGCCCUAUUCCUCCUCUUCUACUUCAUGAUCAUGGCGGGAAACCUGCUCAUCUUGCUUACUGUCUUUUCUGACCCCCGGCUCCACACACCAAUGUAUUUCUUCCUCAGUAACCUGUCCUUUGUGGAUGUUGCCUACUCCUCAGCCACAGCACCCAAGAUGAUUGCAGACUUCAUUUCUGAGAAAAAGACAAUUUCCUACUGGGGCUGUGUAACUCAGAUGUUUACCUUCCACUUUUUUGGUUGUGCUGAGAUUUUUGUUUUGACUGUUAUGGCUUUUGACCGCUACGCCGCCAUCUGCAAACCUCUCCAUUAUACUACCAUCAUGAGUGCCAAUGUUUGUUCUGUGCUAGCAUCACUGUCCUGGUUGGGAGCCCUGGGCCAUUCCUUUGUUCAGACCUUCCUGACCUUUCAGCUGCCCUUCUGUAAUGCUCAAGUCAUUGAUCACUACUUUUGUGAUGUCCACCCAGUCCUAAAACUUGCCUGUGCUGAUACAACCCUGGUAAACAUGUUGGUGAUUGCCAAUAGUGGUCUCAUCUCCCUGGGUUGUUUCCUCAUUCUUUUGGCCUCCUACACAGGCAUUUUAUUUAGUCUUCGGAAGCAGUCUGCAGAGAGCCGGCGCAAGGCUCUCUCUACCUGUGGAUCUCAUCUGACUGUAGUGACUUUCUUCUUUGUCCCUUGUAUCUUUAUUUAUCUCCGUCCAUCCACUACCUUCCCACUAGAUAAGGCUGUGUCUGUGUUCUAUACUACCAUCACCCCCAUGCUAAAUCCACUCAUCUAUACUCUGAGAAAUGGGGAUGUAAAGAAUGCCAUGAAGUGGCUAUGGAAUCGGAAGAUCUCCUUAAAGGAAAAACAGAAGGGAUAGUUUAUCAGAAUUGCAAAUUCAUAGAAUUAGCAGAUACUUUCAAAGACCACCAUAGAUUAAAAUGUUGGAAUAGUUUCUAA